Molecule: messenger RNA, 1644 nt
Organism: Benincasa hispida (wax gourd)
Lineage: Eukaryota; Viridiplantae; Streptophyta; Magnoliopsida; Cucurbitales; Cucurbitaceae
Source: RefSeq, a predicted model, not a curated record
AUGAAACUGAGACCUGAGGAUGUACCUGUGGUUCAAGAAUUCUUAGAUGUGUUCCCUAAAGAGUUACCAGGCUUACCACCUGAUAGGGAAGUAGAGUUUGCCAUUGAGUUAGUUCCAGAUAAUCUUUUCGAUCAGUUAAAGGGAGCCACGGUGUUCUCGAAGAUAGAUUUGCAAUCACGUUAUCACCAGUUGAAGGUGAAGGAAACAGAUGUUCCAAAGACUUAUUUCAGGACUAGGUAUGGACACUAUGAGUUCCUAGUAAUGUCGUUUGGUUUGAUGAAUGCUCCUGCGUUUGUGAUAGUUUUCAUAGACGACAUACUAGUAUAUUCUAGUAGUGUAGAGAAGCACAAGGAAUAUCUAAGACAGAGGUUUGAUAGCUUCAUUUCAAGUACGUCCUACUCUCUAGAUGAUAUUCUACGUGAACAGUUAAAAGAUUCUGAUCUUCGGAAGUUAGUUGAAGAAGCUAUUCUAGAAGAGGCACAUAGUUUGGCUUAUGCUAAGCGUCAAGGCAGUACGAAAAUGUAUAGAACAUUAAAGAAAUCGUACUGGUGGCGUGGUAUAAAAAGAGAAAUAGCAGAGUAUGUUGACAGAUGUUUAGUAUGUCAACAAGUUAAGCUUGAACAACAGAGGCCAGCAGGAUUGCUUAAUCCACUCCCAGUACUAGAGUGGAAAUGGGAGCAUGUUACGAUGGAUUUCCUGUUUGGUUUACUUAGGACACUAGCAAGCUAUGAUGGUAUAUGGUUUCGAUUGUAUCAAACCGAGAUUCCAGGUUUACAUCGAAGUUUUGGACUAGCUUGCAGAAAGUUAUGGUUCAAGGGCAGUUGGGAUAUGCAUCUAUCGUUAAUCGAAUUUGCCUAUAAUAACAGUUACCGUUCGAGUAUCGAAAUGGCACCGUAUGAGGCUUUAUAUGAAAGACCAUGUAGAACUCUGAUAUGUUGGAAUGAAGUCGGUGAAAGGAAAUUAUUAGGUUCGGAACUUGUUCAGCAAAUGUCAGACGGUGUUAAGAUUAUAAGAGAAAAUCUUAAAAUAGCUCGAGACAGGUUCGGUAGGAAAGGGAAGUUAAGACCGAGGUAUAUUGGACCUUACGAGAUAAUAGAAAGAGUUGGCCCAAUGUCUUACAGGUUGGAAUUACCUCCAAAGUUAUCUUGUAUGUAUGAUGUAUUUCAUGUGACAAUGCUAAGAAAGUAUGUGCCAGAUCCUACCCAUGUGUUGUCUGAGCAACCAGUGCAGUUGAAAGAGAAUUUGUCUUACGUAGAAGAACCAGUGGAGAUUCUUGACAGAAAAGAACAAGUCUUAAAGAAUAAGACAAUACCAUUGAUAAAGGUUAUUUGGGCAUUGAAGGAAGCUAAGGUGUGGCCAAGAGAAAAGUUAUGUGUGGGAAAACAUGCGGCAACCAAUGUUUUGAGAGAGUUCUUGGUGUCAUUGGAAAGCUCUAAGAGUUUACUUUUAGAGGUGACACUGCCGAAAGAAUUCCUCAUCGGAUUAAGGCCGGAGAAGGAGAAAAAGGACCAGAGGCAGCUGCUUGAGUUGAAUAAGCUGACAGCUCGAAGGAAACGCUUGGACAGACCAAGGGCUAAGCUUUUCCAUGCGUUGGACCUGCUGUGCAGGUUGAGGAGAGCUUGUAGUGGAGUCUUGGAUGCAUAA